Messenger RNA from Macrosiphum euphorbiae (potato aphid), 213 nucleotides. Lineage: Eukaryota; Metazoa; Arthropoda; Insecta; Hemiptera; Aphididae. The record is from the annotation of a GenBank genome assembly.
AUGGCUGGGUUUGGCAUUGCUGAUCGAAAUGCAAACGAUGAGGUGACGAAAUUUCAACUUGGACGUUACGUGAGUUGUAAUGAGGCAAUUUGGCGGCUGUUUUCAUUUCCGAUUCAUGAAUGUCAUCCGACUGUCGUACAUUUGGCAGUUCACUUGGAGAACGGCCAGCGUGUCUACUUUACGGAAGCAAAUGCAGCGCAAAGAGCAGAAUGA